This is a messenger RNA of Phoenix dactylifera (date palm), 969 nucleotides long. The record is from RefSeq and is a predicted model, not a curated record. Lineage: Eukaryota; Viridiplantae; Streptophyta; Magnoliopsida; Arecales; Arecaceae.
CACAGCAAGGACGAGGGGAACAGUGUGAACAGCGUAGCAGUAUAGCUGAAUUUAAGAGGCUGGCUCCUCCAGCUUUCAAGGGGACUACAGAACCGUUGGAAGCAGAUAAUUGGCUUAUAGAGAUGGAAAAAGCAUUUGCUGUCUUGAGAUGCCAGGAUGAUGAAAAGAUUUUGUUUGCAUCAUACAUGAUGCAAGGUGAGGCAUUCAACUGGUGGCGGAUGUUGGAACAUAAAUAUGGGCAGGAUAGGGAGCCACUCACUUGGGAAAGAUUUUGAGGAGCAUUUUAUGAUAAGUAUUUUCCUCGGAGUGUAAGGACGCAGAAAGAGCAGGAGUUUAUUCACCUAAAGCAAAGAAAUAUGACUAUUGCAGAAUAUGAAGCCAAAUUUACCGAGCUAGCCAAAUUUGUUCCAAAGUUAGUCGAAGAUGAACUAGAUCGAACGCAUAAAUUUGAGAUGGGACUAAAGACUGAAAUUAGAAAACAAGUGGUACCUUAUGAAUUGACUACCUAUGCAGCUGUGGUAAAUAAGGCUUUAAUAAUUGAAAGGGAAGUUAUUGAUGAACGGUUGGAAAGGGAAAGAAAUCAAAAGAAGAGAAACAGGUCAAAUGAAUUUCAGGGGCAGAGCAAUGAAAACGUCGAAAGUUCAAACAAGAAAUCCACGAGUGACAACCUUAAGCAGAUGAAUAUCAAUAAAUGUUCCAGAUGUGGUAAGGCUCAUGCUGACAAGGAUUGCCAUUGGAACACCGGUGCCUGUUUUAGAUGUGGUAAGAUAGGUCAUAAAAUUGCAGACUGCCCACAAAGAAACGAGAAUAGAUCUACUCAGGCAAUGGAAGGAAGCCAGGGGCCAAAGACUCAAGGAAGAGUAUUUGCACUUACACAGCAAGAUGCACAGGCUUCUGAUGUGUUGACGACAGAUUCCGAGAACUAACCUAUCGGGGAUUUAAAAUGGGAGAGCGACUAGAAGAACUGAA